Messenger RNA from Cadophora gregata, 1989 nucleotides. RefSeq lists its product as uncharacterized. The transcript is spliced from 2 exons. The coding region runs from base 105 to 1178 and encodes 357 amino acids. The record is from RefSeq and is a predicted model, not a curated record. NCBI's taxonomy places the organism in Eukaryota, Fungi, Ascomycota, Leotiomycetes, Helotiales, Ploettnerulaceae.
UGCCAUCUCACGAUAGACUCAGAUCCUUGAGAGUUGCGACUGUGUCUUGUUGACUUUCACUUUUGUGACUUUCAACGCUGCAUAGUUGCUUCCACCUAUUCAUUAUGGCGGUAUCCUGGGGGACCAUCAAGUCUCUCCUCCUCUUCUUCGGCCCAAUCCUUCUCCCCAAAGGCAUAGCAUACUACCGCUCCAUACGCGCCGCCCCCUCCAUCCACGGUAUAUCGAUUCGACCAGUUCCCCCGCACGUCUUUCGCGCCCUCACAAUCCUCUUCGUCACAUCGGGCAUCUUCCUCCUCAAGACCAUCCCCAUCUUCAAUCCCGAGAACAUCUUCACCCUCACGCAAUCCCGAAUCCAAACCCCCACCGAUGUCCUCUUCACACGACUAUCCGCCCUGCGCCCAUCAGGCCUUACAGAAACAGACAAUCUCUUGCGAAGUCGAUUAAACAGCCUCGACUCCCGCCUCCUCUUCUUUCAAUUCGGACCCUCCGUCCUUGCAGAAUGCACAUUCUGCAACUCCGACGACCCAAACUCCUACCUCUACUACUCCAUGCCCAGUGUCCUCGCGCCGCACAUAUUCAACCUCUUCGUCCUCGCUCUCGUUACCUCCGGCCUCUUCAUCGGUAAAGAAGGCGCCAUAUGGCGCACCACCGCCACCAUAGGCGCAGCCUGUCUAGCUUUGUUCGAAAUAUACCUCGUGUCUUCGUACAAGCCCCAAGUUAAUGCGCGCGCUACUCGCGCGGAAGACCUCGAUUUUUUCUUCUGGAAAAUGCGAAUGUAUCGCGGUGUAGGUCUUGCUGCUCUCGAUGCGCUGCUUGGCUGGAUGUUGUAUCUGUCCAGCACGAACCGGGCAUUCGUGACGCCGCCUACGACACCCGAACGUAUUGAAUUAUCGACUAGGAUACUGGAUACUGCGAGGGCGAAGCUGAAUGCUACGGGCAUUCUCAGGAACACGAUUUUGAGAGAUGAGGAAUUGAGGGGGAGGAAUGCGGCGUAUUGGGUAAGGGAGGGGCAGGUUAUGGGAAGUGUGAUGGAGGAGAGGGCUGUUGUGGAAGGGGUCAAUAAUGCGCUGGAGAAUAGGAUUGAUAUGGCCAGGAUUUCAGCGGAUGCGGAAGGGUAUGUGACAGGGAUUUUUGCGCCGAUACAGGGAGUUGGUGGGAUGGAUGGUAGUGGAAUAUGAGGAGUAGGAGAUGGAGAGACGCUUUAUGGAUACAUGACUAGAUCAAUAGACAUCUUUUUCUUUUCAGUUCUUGGUCUGGACAUAUGUGCAUAGCGAGGCGUAUAAACUCAAAUUGUUUCGGUCUAUCUGGAUCUUCCUUUAGCUCUACCGAACGAGAGUUUUGAGUCCAGAUGUUAAGUGCUGGGAAGCCUUACUGAGAGAAAAGUUGACGCUAAAUCUCGAAUUCCACCUACGAUCCAAACGAGAAUCGCCCACAUAAUGACUACAAUUUCGGCUGUGUCAGUAUUGAAGAACAAAAGAGACUCUGCAGGCCCAAAGCAAGAGCCAUAGAAGGAAUAUCAGCCAGCACUUCACCACCCUUGGACUGUAGUAGAGCUUAUGGUGCAGUUGCUUUUUCCCUAUCUUCAUCUCGAUACGUAACUCAUUAACGCUUUAACUUUGCUUUCAGUGUUUCGUAUCCGAAAGGCACAUUCCAAAUCUAUCUCAUCCACACAUGCUUGUACUUUGCCUAAAUCUCUACCUCCUAUAUCUGCCCCAAUACGCAACUUCCCUUCGCAAAAAGGCAAAAGAUAGCGCCGCCAAUAACGAACCGAAGCGAAUGAAACAUAUAUCUUCAACCGUUUCUAAAAGGGUUUCUAAGGCGGCAUUUCUGACCAAAAGAAAGAGGUGUCAUUUGAGUUUUGCUUAUUUUUUGCGGCGGUUUUGGUUUCGCUCCUACGGGACUUGAGAUCAACUUUUUGCCGAUGUCUUUCUUUUCCUCUCCUCUUCAAUUCUAAUGAUAGUGGUGCUUCAUGACAGCCAAGUGUUACUC